UUUUCAAUUGGAGGGCUCUGACUGCAUUAUUUAUAAAUGUUAGCCAAUAAAAGUGGUCUCAAUAUUUUUCAAAAUGUAAUAAGAAGAAUCAAACUCUCUCCCUCUCUCUCUCUCAGCUUAAAACUAGAAAAGAACAAAGGCCAAUCUGUAAAAGCUUUCAUUUCUCUCUCUCUUCCCAUAGGUUCAGAUUCUCCCAGCCAUACCAUUUCUCUCUUUUUUUCUCUCAUAAAUCAUUGCCAAAAGAUGAAAGGUAUAGAUAUAUUCUAUGUAUACCAAGCUUCAAUAGCCAUAUGAACUCAAGCAUGGAAAUUGAGCAAGCCUCUUCAUCUUCAUCGUCCUCCUCCUACCCUUCCUCGCCUGUUAUUCAGCUCGGUGGCCGUGCUCUCGACCGCCACAAUCCCAUCAUCUGUGAUGGAAGAAGAAAUAUCACUGCCCCAAAUACUCUAUUAACACCUCCACGAGAAUUUUCUCGACCACCUUUUAGUCCCCAACCUCACCAUCAUCAACUCACAAAGAGCAAGAAAACCUCUUCAAAAGUCAAUAGAAAAAUCAAGAACAAAAUCCCAUUUGUGAAACAUGAAAAUGAAGAGAAGGAAAGUUCUGACAAUCUUCCAUCUACUGAUAUUUUGAAGAAGAGCUCCUUCAUUCCCACUGAUAUUGUUACAAGGAGCUUUGCUAAAUUGAGUGAUUUGGUCGCUCCUCCUCCUCCGCCCUUGGUUGGAUCAUCUAGGUAUCUACUUGAAAGUGAUACACAAUCACAAUAUUUCGACGGGUUGCCGGAGGUUGACCCUGUUUAUGAUAUCAACCCGGUUGAUGAUUACAAAGAACUCAAAACUGAGGCAUAUCAAGAUGAGUCUACUUCUUCAACAACUCAACCAACAUUGUCUCAGGAGCCCAAACCAACUCCUACCAAACAGGUUGUGGUGUUGAUGGUGUCACUGCACUGUAAAGGUUGUGAAGGGAAAGUUAGGAAACAUCUUUCAAAAAUGGAAGGAGUUACAUCCUUCAAGAUAGACUAUGCAGCAAAAAAGGUGACAAUAGAAGGAGAUGUAACACCAGUGGGAGUUUUAGCAAGUGUAUCAAAGCUAAAGCAUGCAAAGUUUUGGACUUCUCAACCACCAACUCCGCCGCCGCCGCCACAGUCACCAGUAUCCACCUCGUUGACCGUGGCUUCGACAUCAGCCACAACAGAAGAAACGCCAGAAAAACAGCUUUGAUUAAUCAUAUCUUGUUACAAAAAAAAAGUUUGAGUUUUCUGUACAUCUAGUUUAAAACUGGACUCUGAUGCUUUCAUAGAUGGAAAAAGUUGGGAUUGUAGAGCAUGCUGUUGAGAAGUUUCAAGUUUAAUUCUCUUUUCCUUUCUUA
Molecule: messenger RNA, 1365 nt
Organism: Cucumis melo (muskmelon)
Lineage: Eukaryota; Viridiplantae; Streptophyta; Magnoliopsida; Cucurbitales; Cucurbitaceae
Product: protein SODIUM POTASSIUM ROOT DEFECTIVE 2-like
Exons: 3
Coding region: 291-1217 (308 amino acids)
Molecular function (GO): metal ion binding
Source: RefSeq, a predicted model, not a curated record